Messenger RNA from Eutrema salsugineum, 2746 nucleotides. RefSeq names its product receptor-like serine/threonine-protein kinase SD1-7. Gene Ontology annotation, molecular function: protein serine/threonine kinase activity; ATP binding. Lineage: Eukaryota; Viridiplantae; Streptophyta; Magnoliopsida; Brassicales; Brassicaceae. Gene Ontology annotation, biological process: protein phosphorylation; recognition of pollen. Bases 22 to 2562 code for a protein of 846 amino acids. The transcript has 7 exons. The record is from RefSeq and is a predicted model, not a curated record.
AAAACAGUGUCUUAGACAGAGAUGAGGAGUGCACCAGACUACCACCAUUCUUACACGUUCGUCUUCAUCUUCUUAGUCUUAAUUCUGUUUCCUGCUUUCUGUAUCUCUGCCAACACUUUGUCGGCUACAGAAUCUCUCACUAUCUCAAACAACAAAACCAUUAUAUCUCCUAGUGAAAUCUUUGAGCUAGGUUUCUUCAAUCUCGCACCAACUUCUCGUUGGUAUCUCGGGAUUUGGUACAAGAGAAUCCCUGUAAGAACGUACGUAUGGAUUGCGAACAGAGACGAUCCUCUGUCUAGUUCCAUUGGAACUUUCAAAAUCUCUGACAAUAAUCUCGUCAUUUUCGAUCAAUCCGAUACACCUGCUUGGUCGACGAAUUCAACCGGAGGGGAUGUGGGAUUCCCAGUGGUUGCAGAGCUUCUUGAUAACGGGAAUCUUGUGCUCAGAGACUCCAAUAAUCCAGAUAGAUUUUUGUGGCAGAGUUUUGAUUUUCCGACAGAUACUUUACUUCCGGAGAUGAAAUUAGGGUGGGAUAAAAAAACCGGAUUCAACAGAUUCUUAAGAUCUCGGCAAACUCCUGAUGAUCCGUCAAGUGGCGAUUUCUCGACUAAAGUCGAAACCAGAGGAUUCCCUGACGUUUACGUAUAUAAUAGAGAGUCGAUAACGUACCGGAGCGGUCCGUGGAAUGGAAUCCGGUUUAGCGGCACACCAGAGGUGAAACCAAUUGAUUACUUAGUUUUCAAUUUCACAGCGAGUAAUGAAGAAGUGACUUACUCAUACCGAAUAACAAAAACCAACGUUUACUCGAGGCUAAUCCUCAGCUCCGCGGGAUUAUUACAACGAUUCACUUGGAUUGAGACAGCACAGAAUUGGAAACUAUUAUGGUUCCCGUCAAAGGAUCUAUGCAAUAACUACAAAGAGUGUGGGAAUUAUAGUUAUUGCGAUUCUAACACUUCACCGGUUUGUAAUUGUAUCAAAGGGUUUAAGCCAAUGAAUGAGAAAGCCUGGGCGUUGAGAGAUGAUUCCACUGGUUGCGUGAGGAAGACGAGGUUGAGUUGUGACGGUAGCGAUGGGUUUUUGCGGUUGAAAAAUAUGAAAUUGCCGGAUACUACAGCAACAGCUGUGGACAGAGGAAUUGGGGUGAAAGAAUGUGAAGAGAGGUGUCUGAAAGAUUGUAAUUGCACGGCAUUUGCUAAUACGGAUAUCCGUAAUGGCGGGUCGGGUUGUGUGAUUUGGACCGGAGAUAUUUUGGAUAGCCGAAAUUAUGCUAAGGGAGGUCAGGAUCUUUACGUUAGACUAGCAGCUGCUGAUCUCGAGGACAAGAGAGCCAAAAAUAUAAAAAUCAUAGGUUCAUGUAUCGGAGUGAGCAUUUUGCUUCUUUUAAGUUUCAUCAUCUUCAGCUUUUGGCAAAGGAAUUACAAGCGAUCAAUAACAAUUCAAACACCUAUUGUUGAUCAAGUGAGAAGCCCAGAUUCGCUAAUGAACGAAUUGGUCAUACCAAGCAGGAAAUACAAAUCCAGAGAAAACAAAACAGAAGAUCUAGAGCUUCCAUUGAUUGAGUUUGAAGCUGUUUCCAUGGCAACAAACAAUUUUUCAAAUGUCAACAAGCUUGGACAAGGUGGUUUCGGUAUUGUUUACAAGGGAAGGUUACUUGACGGGAAAGAAAUCGCGGUGAAGAGACUAUCAAAAAUGUCUUUACAAGGGACCGAUGAGUUCACGAACGAGGUUAGACUAAUUGCAAGGCUUCAGCACAUAAACCUUGUCCGACUACUUGGUUGUUGCGUCGAUAAGGGCGAGAAGAUGCUGAUCUAUGAAUACUUGGAGAAUCUAAGCCUUGAUUCUCAUCUCUUUGACAAAACUCGACGCUCUAACUUAAAUUGGCAAAUGAGAUUUGAGAUUGCCAAUGGUAUUGCUAGAGGACUUCUAUAUCUUCACCAAGAUUCCCGUUUUAGGAUUAUCCAUAGGGAUCUGAAAGUAAGUAACAUCCUGCUGGAUAAAAAUAUGACUCCAAAGAUCUCGGAUUUUGGGAUGGCCAGGAUAUUUGGACGGGAUGAAACAGAAGCUAAUACGAGGAGGGUGGUGGGAACUUACGGCUACAUGUCUCCAGAAUAUGCAAUGAAUGGGACAUUCUCGGUGAAGUCGGAUGUUUUCAGCUUUGGGGUCUUGCUUCUUGAGAUUAUAAGUGGCAAGAGGAGUACAGGAUUCUUCAACUCAACUGGUGACUUUAGUCUUCUCGGUUGUGUGUGGAGGAAUUGGAAGGAAGGAAAAGGGCUAGAUAUCGUAGAUCCAAUCAUCAUAGAAUCUUCAUCAUCAACGGUCCGAACACAUGAAGUAUUAAGAUGUAUACAAAUUGGUCUAUUGUGUGUUCAAGAACGUCCUGAGGAUAGACCAGUGAUGUCGUCAGUAAUGGUGAUGCUUGGAAGCGAAACUACACCUAUUCCUCAGCCUAAACGGCCCGGAUUUUGCAUCGGCAGAAGUCCUCUCGAGACUGAGGCAAGUAAACAACACGGCGAUGAAUGGACAGUUAACCAAAUCACUCUCUCGGUCAUUGACGCUCGGUAAUUGGAAGCUCAUUUUUUAUAUGCAUGUUAUUUUCAAUAUAAGUUUUAAUGGCCACAUGAUUUGAUCACUUUCUCUAUGUAAUUUAACCAGGUAAUGUAAUUUAUUUAGAAAAAGACGCAGAAGUUUGAAACAUUACAUUCCCAUGUUGAUUUUGUUUUCUAUUUUUGGUCACCUACUAUGUAAA